GGAAGAAGGGGAUUGUGGGAACACGCCCCCUCCGGGGGAGGACAGUCCUCUGGAGCCAUACGAGGUGAUCUCAAGAGUAAUCAAGGAAGAAGUCUUUGAGGAAGAUGAAGAAUUAAGGAUGUUGGAGGAAGAGGUGAAGGAAGAACUCUUUGAGGAAAAUGAAGAAUUGAGGAUACUACAAGAAGAAGUGAAGGAAGAAGUCUUUGAGGAAGACGAAGAAUCAAGGAUGUUGGAGGAAGAAGCGAAUGAGGAAGUCUUGAAGGAAGAAGUCUCAAAGACGCCGAAGGAAAACCCAGCAGAGAUUGAGUGGAGUAUACCGACUCCUUGGCUGACGGAUGAUCUUUCUGAAAUCCCGAUCCAAAUCCCAAAGGGGAAGAAAAAGAAGAUUGAUCGUUCUUCGCUUGGGAAAAAAGUCCUGCCCAAAUCCAGCCCUGACUCUCAGACAGGAGGAAAGGCCCAUAUAUGCCUGGAACACCAAAAGAUACGUCAGUGUCUGAAAUGCCAAAAGGACCCUCAGAGAAUAGAAAAGGGAGACGAAAUUUCACCCGAGAACAUCUCCACGGAAGAGAAACCAUACAAAUGCCCGGAUUGCGGAAUGAGUUUUGCCAACAGGAAGGGCUUUGCGACACACCGGCGCGUCCACAUGGGAGGGAAACCCUACAAAUGCUCAGAUUGCGGCAAGAGCUACGGCCGGAAGCCUUACGACUGCCAGGAUUGCGGCAAGACCUUGAGCAACAAACGCAACCUGACCUUCCACCAAAGGACCCACACGGGGGAGAAGCCCUACAAGUGCCAGGAGUGUGGGAAGUGCUUCAGCCAGAACUCCAGCCUCCGCAUCCAUGAGAAGAUCCACACUGGGGAGAAGCCGUACAAAUGCACAGAGUGCGGGAAGGACUUCAUCCACAGCACGAGCCUGAUCCAGCACCUCCAGAUCCACACCGACGAGAAGCCGUUCACCUGCUCGCAGUGCCAGAAGAGCUUCCGGAGCAGCACCAAGCUGAACCUGCACAUGAGGAUCCACACUGCGGAGAAGCCGUACCAAUGCACAGAGUGUGGGAAGAGGUUCAGCUACAACUCCUACCUCCGCUUGCAUAAACGGAUCCACAACGGGGAGAAACCCUACAAAUGUCAGGAGUGUGGGAAGAGCUUCCACCAGAGACAGCACCUGGUGUCCCACCAGCGGACCCACACUGGGGAGAAGCCCUACCAGUGCUUCGAGUGCGGGAAGACCUUCAGCCAGAGCUCGCACAGAAACCUCCACGAGCGGGUCCACACUGGAGAGAAGCCCUACAACUGCCUGGACUGCGGCAAGACCUUCAGCAACAACCGCAACCUGACCUUCCACCAAAGGACCCACACGGGGGAGAAGCCCUACAAGUGCCAGGAGUGUGGGAAGUGCUUCAGCCAGAGCUCCAGCCUCCGCAUCCACGAGAAGAUCCACACGGGAGAGAAGCCGUACCAUUGCCUGGAGUGCGGGAAGCAGUUCACCUGCAGCUCGAGCCUCAUCUAUCACCAGAAGACGCAUGCCGCGGAAAAGCCCUACAAGUGCUUUGAGUGCGGGAAGAGCUUUGGGCAGAGCCAGCGCCUCAUGAUGCACAGUAAAAUCCACGGGAAGAAAAUAGGCCUUUCUGACGGACUUGGGUUGGAUAACAGAGGAGGAUUCUGCACAGCAGACGUCAUGGAAGAAGGGGAUUGUGGGAACGCAGCCCCUCCGGGGGAGGACAGUCCUCUGGAGCCAUACCAGGUGAUCUCAAGAGUAAUCAAGGAAGAAGUCUUUGAGGAAGACGAAGAGUCAAGGAUGUCACAGAAAGGGGUGAAGGAAGAACUCUUUGAGGAAGAUGAAGAAUCGAGGAUACUACAAGAAGAAGUGAAGGAGGAAAAAUCAAGGAUGUUGGAGAAAGAAGUGAAGGAGGAAGUCUUUGAGGAAGACAAAGAAUCAAGGAUGUUGGAGAAAGAAGUGAAGGAGGAAGUCUUUGAGGAAGAUGAAGAAUCAAGGAUGUUGGAGGAAGUGAAGGAAGAAGUUAUUGAGGAAGACGAAGAAUCAAGGAUGUUGGAGGAAGUGAAGGAAGAAGUUAUUGAGAAAGACAAAGAAUCAAGAAUGUUGGAGGAAGAAGUGAAGGAGAAAGUAUCAAGGACACAGAAGGAAAACCGAGCAGAGAUUGAGUGGAGUAUACCAACUCCUUGGCUGAGGGAGGACCUUUCUCAAAUCCCGAUCCAAAUCCCGAAGGGGAAGAAAAGGAAGAAUGGCCGCUCUUCACUUGGGAGAAGAGUCCUGUCCAAAUCCAGCCCUGAUUCUCAGAGAGAGGAAGAGCCCUAUAUAUGCCUGGAAUGCGGGAAGUGUUUCACCUAUAGAAGGAGUUUUACUAUCCACCAGAGAAUACAUACAGGAGAUAAGCCAUAUAAGUGUUCAGUGUGUGGAAAGUGCUAUAACCAGGCUGGAAACCUCACCUCACACAUGAGGACCCAUUGCGCCGAGGAACCCUAUCAUUGCAUGGACUGUGGGAAGGUCUUUGCUACGAAGGCCAGCCUUACAGCACACCAGAAAAUUCACUCUGGGGAGAAACUGUAUAAGUGCUUGGAAUGCGGAAAGAGCUUCCGCCGUAGUGCGCACCUUAGUUCGCACCAUCGGAUCCACACUAGAGAAAAAUGGCACAAAUGCGUGGAAUGUGGGGCGGACUUCAGUGACGGCACGGAGGCAACUCGCCAAAAGACACGGCGGUGUCCGAAAUGCCAAAAGGACCCUCAGAAAAUACAAAAGGGAGAUGGGAUUUCACCUGGAAACAUCCCCACGGGAGAGAAACCAUACCAGUGCCCAGAUUGCGGAAAGAGCUUUGGUGACAUGAAGGGCUUCACUACACACCGGCGCAUCCACACAGGAGAGAAACUCUACAAAUGCUCAGAUUGCGGCAAAAGCUAUGGCUGGAAGGCGAUCCUUGUUAAACACCAAAGGAUCCACACCGGGGAGAAGCCGUACAAGUGCCUGGAGUGCGGGAGGGCCUUCCGCUUCACCUCCAGCCUGGCUUCACAUAAGAAGAUCCACACCGGGGAAAAGCCGUACAAGUGUAUGGAGUGCGGGAAGGACUUCAGCCACAGCACGAGCCUGAUCCAGCACCUCCGGAUCCACACCGACGAGAAGCCGUUCACCUGCUCACUGUGCCAGAAGAGCUUCCGGAGCAGCACCAAGCUGAACCUGCACAUGAGGGUCCACACGGCGGAGAAGCCAUAUCAAUGCUCAGAGUGCGGGAAAAGCUUCAGCUACAGCUCCUACCUCCGCUUGCAUAAACGGAUCCACAAUGGGGAGAAGCCCUACGAAUGCCAGGAGUGUGGGAAGAGCUUCCACCAGAGACCACACCUGGUGUCCCACCAGCGGACCCACACUGGGGAGAAGCCCUACCAGUGCCUCGAGUGCGGGAAGACCUUCAGCCAGAGCUCGCACCGCAACCUCCACCAGCGGGUCCACACCGGGGAGAAGCCCUACAACUGCCUGGUCUGUGGCAAGACCUUCAGCAACAACCGCAACCUGACCUUCCACCAAAGGACCCACACGGGGGAGAAGCCCUACAAGUGCUUCGAGUGCGGGAAGUGCUUCAGCCAGAGCUCCAGCCUCCGCAUCCACGAGAAGAUCCACACGGGAGAGAAGCCGUACCAUUGCCUGGAGUGCGGAAAGAAGUUCACCUGCAGCUCGAGUCUCAUCUAUCACCAGAAGACCCACGCCGGAGAGAAGCCCUACAAGUGCUUUGAGUGCGGGAAGAGUUUCAAGCAGAGCCAGCGCCUCGUGAUGCACAGCAAAAUCCACGGGAAGAAAGUAUAAGUGGGUUGGGAUACACUUGUUGUAGAAGGGCUAUAAAGGAAUACUUUCCAAGAAGGGCAUGCUCCUCUGUAGGCCUCUCUAGGAGGAGGAUAGUGUCUAGAUUGAGGGAGGUCAUCAUCCCUAUAAAGGAAUGCGUGCCAAGAAGGACAUACUCCUCUGUAGGCCUCUCUAGGAGGAGGAGUCUAGAUUGAGGGAGGUCAUUGUCCCUAUAAAGGAAUGUGUUCCAAGAAGGACAUACUCCUCUGUAGGCCUCUAUAGGAGGAGGAGAAUGUCUAGAUUGAAGGAGGUCAUCGUCCCUAUAAAGGAAUGUGUCCCAAGGACAUACUCCUCUGUAGGCCUCUAUAGGAGGAGGAGAGUGUCUAGAUUGAAGGAGGUCAUCGUCCCUAUAAAGGAAUGCGUGCCAAGAAGGACAUACUCCUCUGUAGGCCUCUAUAGGAGGAGGAGAGUGUCUAGAUUGAGGGAGGUCAUUGUCCCUAUAAAGGAAUGCGUCUCAACAAGGACGUACUCCUCUGUAGGCCUCUAUAGGAGGAGGAGGAUAGUGUCUAGAUUGAGGGAGGUCAUCGUCUCUAUAAAGGAAUGCGUCCAGUGAAAGGCAUGUUCUUCUGUAGGCUUCUCUAGGAUGAUAGUCAUAGCCCCACUCUAUUUGGCUUUGGUCAGUCCUCACCUGUAAUAAUAACUCUGCCCCAAAAUUGAAGGAGGAGAUGGACAAGAUGGAAGGGGUCCAGAGGAGGGGCAAUGAAAUGGUCAAAUGUUUGGAAGACAUGAAUCCUCUUGAGCAACAGCUUAAGGAGCUUGGGAUGUUCAGGUUGGAGAAGAAAAGAUAGAGAGAAGGGGACAGGAGAGCCCAGCACACUGACAUUUCCUUCUUCCAGCACACUGACAUUUCCUCGCCUGUCUUCCCAAGAGAUUUGCAGGAUUUUCCGGAGGCAACGCUGAUGGAAUCGUUCUAGGAGUUGCAUGUGACAUCUGUAGACAGUCCACAUUUCGCAGGCAUAGAGCAGGGUUGGGAGGACAAUGGCUUUAAAAAAAAAGCACCUUGGUAUCCCUACGGAUGUCCCGGUCCUCACUCUCUGCUUCAUUCAGAAAAAUGCUGCACUCGCAGAGCUCAGGUGGUGUUGUCUAUCAUGUCUCUUCUCAGUCUAUCAUGUCUAUCAUGGGAACGAGAGAGGGGGCUUUCCUUCUCGGUGGCAAAUUCUCCUCAACUCUGGAACUCCUUCCUUAUUCCUUUUUCACUUAUUGGGAAUGGAGAGAGAGUUGGGGUGCGCUCCUUUAAUUGAAGUGGAAAUGCUGCUGGAAAAGGGGAGCAUUGAAUAAGAGCGUUGGAUAAGACAGAAUGUCGGAUAAGUGAAGGCCGGAUAAGCGAGACUCUACUGUAUAUCUGUGGAAUAAUGUCCAGGGUGGGAGAAAGAACCCUUAUCUGUUUAGACUUUAAAGCAAGUGUGAAGGUUGCAAAUUAGCAAGCUUGAAUUAGUCAAUCGGUGGUAUCUGCAUAGUAUUAUUAUUAUUAUUAUUAUUAUUAUUAUUAUUAUUGCUUGAGCUUGAGAAAUUAGGUGCAGCUAAACAAGCUGGGGAGGUAUUUUAUGACACCAUAAAGGAAAAGAUCAGAAAAUGCUCAGUGACCAAAGGGAAGGAGGAAGUCCUGAUGGCUCUUUGGAUCAACAGCACCCCCUGUGGAUUCGAGCACAACCUCCAAGGCACCAAAAAGCUGGAUUUCGAUGCAACAUACCUCCUUUCUUUUCUGUCUGUCUCUGUAUUGUCUAUCUAAAACGGCAUUGAAUGUUUGCCGUGUAUGUGUGCUGUGAUCCACCCUGAGUCCCCUUGGGGAGAUAGGGCAGAAUAUAAAUAAAGUGUUGUUAUUAUUA
This is a messenger RNA of Anolis sagrei ordinatus, 5673 nucleotides long. The record is from RefSeq and is a predicted model, not a curated record. NCBI's taxonomy places the organism in Eukaryota, Metazoa, Chordata, Lepidosauria, Squamata, Anolidae.